Messenger RNA from Ascochyta rabiei, 945 nucleotides. RefSeq lists its product as uncharacterized. The record is from RefSeq and is a predicted model, not a curated record. Gene Ontology annotation, molecular function: oxidoreductase activity, acting on the CH-OH group of donors, NAD or NADP as acceptor. Lineage: Eukaryota; Fungi; Ascomycota; Dothideomycetes; Pleosporales; Didymellaceae. The coding region runs from base 1 to 945 and encodes 314 amino acids. The transcript is spliced from 2 exons.
AUGCCAACAGCAGCACCGAAAGUCAAGCCAACAAGGUUCAGCAAGGAGCUCUCCGAGCCUUUGCCCGAGCCGCCAACCUUUGAAGGCCAGCCCGGUGUUCGAAGCAUAGCUGGCGACCUCGGCAACCAACGCGUCAAAGACAAGGUGAUAAUCGUCACCGGCGCCAACUCCCUCAUCGGCAUCGGCCGCGCCUCUGCCCAUCAAUUCGCCCGACACGGCAGUCGCGCCCUGUACCUCUGCGACUUUGACAAGUCCAACCUUGACCUACACAAGCGCGAACUCGCUUCGCUGUAUCCCAGCGUGGAAGUGCACACGCGCCAGUUCGACGCCGCUGACGAAGCUGCCGUCAAAGCCGUGGUGCAGGAAGCCGUGGACAUGUACGGCCGUCUCGAUGUCUUCUUCGCAAACGCAGGGAUAAGCAGUGGGAAGCUGUUCUGGGAGGAGGACAGCGAGGGCUUCAUGAAGGUCAUGCGAACCAAUGCGCUCUCGGUGUUCUUGGCGGCCAAGUAUGGCAGUCUCGCCAUGCGCAAGACCAGUCCAGAGAAACCGUAUCCUGGUGGGAGUAUCAUCGGCACUGCCUCCGUUGCAGGCCUGAAGAGCAAUGCCGGGCCUACAGACUACUCUGCCAGCAAGGCGGCAGUCAUCAGCCUGAUGCAGACGUGUGCGUACCAGCUGGUUGGCAGCGGGAUUCGGUGUAAUGCCGUGUGUCCGGGCCUCAUUGAGACGGGCAUGACCAGGGUUACGUAUGAUGCGGCGCGAGCGAGGGGGAGCGAGAAGAAGAUUGGGCAGUUGAACCCAUUGAGGAGGGGUGGGCAGCCGGAUGAGAUCGCGAGAGCGGUCCUGUUCUUGGCGAGCGACGAGAGUAGCUAUGUCAACGCGCAGGCGUGGGCUGUGGAUGGUGGACUGAGUGGAGGGAUGCCAUUUGUGCCGGGCAAGUUAGCGUAA